AUUGACGCAAUAACUGAGCUGUACUCAAUCGGAACUGUGUUUGUAUUACUAAACGACGUCAUGUCAUACACAUAUACCAUACAUCGCCACUGAAUAUCUCGACAGAUGCGGGUGCAAGUGACCACUCACUGUAUAUAGAGGCGUACAUAGGCGUGACAGAACACAACGAUCGUGGGUCCGAAUCGAUAUCCAAGUUUAUGUUUCUUGGUUUGUCAGCACGUGGGAUUCACCGAAGAAAUAAACAUCAAAGUUGACAUGCCAUGAUGUAAUAUAGAUACUGUGUCUAACACGGCGUUAAACAAACUGUUACUCACUCACUCUAAAACUCUAAAUAAACCUGCAAUCAUAUGACAGAGACUGACUCCGCUAUAUUUAGCCACUCCUGAACUAGUUUAAAGCGACUGAUAAGAAUGUAAACACGACCUUGUAUAUUACUUCCGUGUUGAGCUACCCGGUCACACAUGACGACUGUAACAACGAUUUUUGUCUAACAAACUGAGGCCUCAUCAAGAAUGUGUCUCACCAAGGUACCAGACAACACGCAUAAUGAAAAUAGCUGCUGCAACUAUAUUUUAUGUGAUUGCAGGUGUUGUGUCAGGUGCACCCAGUGCCAGUCCAGUGUCGUCUCCAGUGUCUGACACGGCCAGGUUCAGCUGGGAGAUUCCACAGGGCGGUCUGGGGUCAGGUACUGGUUUCUACGCUGUCAGUCCUGCUGGUGAUGCGGCCGUGUUCGUAGUGACAAGUUCUCUGACAGUUGUUAUCUUGCCCAACUACAGAGGCAGACUGGAGUACCAGGGGAACAUAGCAGCCAGGAAUGUCACCUUCACCCUCAGCAACAUCCAGACAUCAGAUGCAGGGACAUACACGUGUGGGGACGGAGGGGCUACUAUUGUGAUACAGAACUGUGGACAGAAACUUGUUGUUUUGGGCAAGCCCACCACUCCUGGUCGUCCAGUGUCCACAACUCCUGUCUACAACCAGACAGUGACCUUGACCUGCAGCUCCACCUCUACCACUGUCCCAGCUGACCAUGGUCUGACCUUGACCUACACCUGGCAGCGUGACAACACUGACAUCACAGUUACCUCUCCUGGUCCCCCCUACAUCUUCACAGUGAGUUCCCGGGACAGUCACAGCUACAGAUGCAGGGCCAGAGAAAGUCAGGGUCUGGAGUCAGAGUGGAGCCAGGGGUACAACAUGGAGCCACAGUACGGGCCCUACCAGAUCUACCUGACUCCCUCCACCUCCUCCUACACUGUGACAGAACACCAGACUCUUCCAUCAAUCACGUGUUCCGCCCUCUGUAGACCCGGCUGUAGCUACAGGUGGUUACACAAUGGAACAGUCUUCAGCAGUGGAGCCACUCUGAGUCUAGGACAAGCUGACAGAUCUAAGACAGGCUCCUACAGAUGUCAGCCUUCUAAUACACACGGGAGUAGUGGCAGUGUUACAGUCAGUGUUGAUGUUCAGUAUCCCGCCACUGUGAGUAUGUUUACUGUCAACUCUCUCGGUGGUUCAGUGACAGUUAAUGAAUCAGAUCCAGUGACCUUGAGAUGCCAGGUUGAUAGUAAUCCGAGGUCAGUCAUCAGGUUGCUGAAUGGAACGGAGGAGUUGACAAGGGCAGAUAACUCCAUGACAGCAGAAUAUAGACUGGAGUCAGCAGACUGUAGACAAAGAGGGAACUACUCCUGUACAGCCACUAACAACAUCGGGGCACCUGUCAGCCAGAGGGUGGAGUUGCUGGUCAAAUGUUCUCCUCGGCUUGAGGAGACAGCUGCCCAGCAACUCAAAUACGCCGCUAGACUGGCCGGUAACGUGAACGUGUCUGUGUCAGUCCUGGCCUACCCCCUUCCUACAUUCACCUGGAGUAGAACCACAAGCACUAGCCAAGACCUCACUGGUUCCUCCAGCCCUGUCUCAGACAUCUCGGUCACUGCCAGACUACAUCUUACUAACCUCCAACAGCAGGACUUCGGGGACUACAGUCUGACAGCCAAUAACGGUGAAGGCGGUUUAGUGACUUACACAGUCAGCGUAGUGUCUGAAGGGCCACCACAGAUACCUACACAGUUUAGAGAUCUGGAUAAUGCAACAACGUCGUCGGUAUGGUUAUCCUGGCUGCCUGGGUUCAAUGGUGGAAACCCUCAGACGUUUCUGCUUGAGUAUCUCAAGUUUGAAUCAAGAACUUGGACUGUCUACAAGACCUAUGCAGACACCGGCAAGAUGAUGGUGGUGGAAGUGACUGGGCUUACACGGGGAGAUAUUCACAUAUUUCGACUACAUGCUAGAAAUGACUAUAUGGAUUCUAACAGAUAUGUAUUAGUAGAAACUAGGACUGCUGGAGAUCCACCAAAUCAGCAAAACCUUGAAACUCCAUGUUCGUGUACAGGGGUGAUAGCAGGAUCCACAGUUGGGACCCUUCUUCUUACUUUGCUCAUCGGGGGAAUUGUUCUGAUGGUACUGUACAGAAAGGUAUACAAGCCUAGGCUCGGACAUAUUCUGAAAGAAACUUCAUUACGAAAAAGCACCAGGAAUCCUGAAACUGUAGAAAUGGACAACAGAGGGUAUUCAUCACUAGCGGAUGCUGCAGCAGAUACAAGUACCUAUGAAGGCAUGGCAGAGACUCCCCCUGUGACCUAUGAGUCCAUCAAACCAUCUCCAUACCAGAACACUGGAGCACAUUCUCAAGGUCCGGACAAUGGAAAUAAGUAACGAAGAAGGAAUUCAUUAUUGUAUCACUUCCAGUAACAGACCAAGGAACGCAGCAUAUUAGAUUUCAAAACAUUUUUAGACCAAUGAAGAUCCGGCGUAGAAUAGGUCUUCAGCAAACCAGGAUCGUCCAAACAGACAACUCUCCAUUGUGGUAGAAGGCGGCUAACGGGAUCGGGUGGUCAGGAUCGGUGACUUGGUUGAUGCAUGUCAGCGUAUCCCAAUUGCGUAGAUCGAUGCUCAUGAUGUUAAUCACUGGAUUGUGUGGUCAAAACUCGAUUAUUUCUUGACCAUAUGUCUGGAAUAUUGGUGAGUGCGGCGUUUAACAACAAUUCAACAACAAAACAUCUGUAUCACUUACUUCACUGUUUCAUUACAUUGUUUGAACGUUUGCUCGAUACAAGGACAGUUACAGAAACCAACCAUGGACCAUGGCGAGUAAGUUAAAGGAGAUCAGUCAAGUUAUGCUGGUUAUGCUCAUGUCUGUUUACGUAUCGCCUUUAUGUUUGCAACUGAAUAUUUCACAUUGCACUAAAUAAUGUAUUUGUAAAUACACGACAGGUGUGUUUUAGAGGAGAAAAACGAAUACAACGUCACACACUUCAGAAAUGAGAUAUUAAUCAUGAUACAACAAACUGCUUUCAUGCUGAUCAUUGAAUUAAGCUUACAUGUGAACAAUAUUCCAUCUACAGAUGUACAAUACUUACCCCAAAGCCAGGCUAUAAUUCUUCCGCACACGCAGCACGUCAGGGUUACAGAAAUAAAUCAUUCCGAUUUGUGACUUAUUACAAAAUAUGUUUCCUUUUUUUUACAAACAACGUUAUUUGGUUGACUUGUUAGCAUUUGUUCAGUUUGUCCAUGUGUUAGCCAACACCAUAUACACGAGUUCCCACUUUAGAUAAGUAUUGUGAUGUUGUUUCACAACUUAUAUCCAGUGUCAUUCUGAAGACGAUGUCAGUGACCAGAUUCUCAAGAUUACACAUUUCACUUGUUCAAUAAACAGAGUAAGAAUACACAGACUAAACUGUAUCUAUUCAUUUAUUUAUGUAUAUAUUUAUUUCUGUAAAUAUAAAACAUCAAGGCAGAGAAUAAUCAGUCUCGUGCAUCUGCUGAAACAGAUUCCAUUGAGUUUAAAAGGUACAACAUUGGUGAAACUUAUGUGAAUGGAUCGUUGACAAUAAGUGAAAAGGUUUUUCAAUGGCUUGGUUAUCACAGAUUGCAUAUGUUUGAGCUACAAUUGAACAUUCUCUUGAUUAUACACACGAAAAGUACUUGAAAAAAGGGUCAACGUUUCCUUUAUGUCGAGCAUAUAUUCCAGCUGCUCCAGCUUUAGGUUUCUGCAUUUCACAACAUUUUAGGUACAAUGUAGCACGUGUUAUCCACGAAGAGUAGCACAUGUUCGCGAACACAGCAAAGUAAUUCCUGAGUAGUUGAUAAACCUUCUACAAUGGGCUUAACAUUUAACCAAAGACUUGACUCCAAUCCACGUUUGCUCAUCAUUAUCGUCGAGAAUAGGUUGAGGACGUUUCGUCCCCAAGGCCUCUAAUCAUUCGCUUUACCGGAUAAAACUGCUUGACGAGCGCCAGCUAUCCUGAGGGAAACUUCGGAGGGAACCAGCUACUAGAUGGUUCGAUUAGUCUUUCGCCCCUAUA
Messenger RNA from Haliotis rufescens (red abalone), 4361 nucleotides. Its product is annotated as nephrin-like. The transcript has 13 exons. The coding region runs from base 547 to 2712 and encodes 721 amino acids. Gene Ontology annotation, molecular function: cell adhesion molecule binding. Gene Ontology annotation, cellular component: cell-cell junction. Gene Ontology annotation, biological process: cell-cell adhesion. The record is from RefSeq and is a predicted model, not a curated record. NCBI's taxonomy places the organism in Eukaryota, Metazoa, Mollusca, Gastropoda, Lepetellida, Haliotidae.